CACACACCCACACGCCACACAACGCAUAGCCGAGCACAGCAACCCACACACGCCAACCAAGACACAACCGGCGCAAAGCUUCCCCGAGCCGCGUUUCAUCUUUUCGGAACCAAAGCCCUUCCCGCCAAGAUCUACGAGAGACUUCCAAGCAAGCCGCCACACAGAUUAAGUGACAGCUUUAGCGCACAUGGUUCCUCCUUCGGCCAGGAUGAGGCUCUCUCCUACCAUGACGCUUCUUGCCGCGGUCUCCGGAGCCUUCCUGGCGAGCGUGCCGGGUGUCGAAGGCGUUAAGGCUAUCUUCGAUUUGCGAACCGGGGACGACUACGAGAGCGACAACAACUGCGUGGACUCCGAGGCUAGGAAGGUGCGCUAUCUGCAGAUCGAAGGGUUCGACUACAACUCGUCGCCUUGGAUGCAAAUGACGUGGAGGCAAUUGACCGAUGAGUGCGGCAACGCCGUCACGGACGGUUUUUCCGAAACCGUAACUUACGACGGCGAUUCCAUCGAAGACGGAGACCGGCUGCAGAUGGACAUGUACAUCUGCGCCCCCUGGGGAAACUACGAGCUGGAACUCGUCUCCAAGAGCACCAACGGCGGUAACGCGAUGGAGAAGAUCGCGUGGGAGGUCGAGUACGGCCCUGACGAGUACCACAUCUGGGACACCCUGAACACUCCCUUCUUCGACGACAGCCUGGACUACGCCCCUAUCCCCUCCGGCAGCGGAGAGGAGGAAACAUUCACCUUUCCUCUGGAGGGCUCCGAGGGGUACUACUCGGUCAUGUACUCGGGACCGUUCCCUCCGCUGGAAUGCAGCAACCUGCACCCCUCCGGCAUCACGUACGAGGGGUGCUACAGCGCGGGGAUAUUCGGCACCGCCGACGGGCCCACAGGUAGCGCCAACGAUGCCGACCCGGCCGAGAACUACCGCAUGUUCGACGGCAUCGACGACGACGGGGUGAAUGCUGACAAGGUCAUGACGCUGGAGAAAUGCGCGGCCACCUGCACAGCUCAAGGAACGCAGUACUUCGGUCUCGAGUCCGCGGUCAAGUGCCUGUGCGGCGACGAGCUGGUGGGCAGCCCUACCGACGAUGUCUACGGCGACGGGGGCUCCGUGUGCGGCAUCGACAUCACGUUCGGCGGCGACGUCCCCGAGUACAAGUACCUGUGUUCCGGCGACUCCCGCGUGCUGUGCGGCACCGACGACCACAUCUCGGUGUACUCCCUUGACGGCAGCACCGGUGGCGGCGACGACGACUCCGGCGACCCUCCCGUCGGCUCCGAGCUUAUCGGAUGCGUUGCCGACAGCCAAGACGAUCGGGUGAUGUCUGAGGGACCGAUGUCGGCCGCCACCAUGUCCGCGGAGAUCUGCCUCGGGAUUUGCUCUGAAAUGGACUCGUCGUACACCCACUUCGGCACCCAGUACGGGGAAGAGUGCUGGUGCACAGGAUCGCUCGGGACAACCGAGACCUCCACCGCCUGCACCUACCCCUGCGCUGGAAACGCUGGCGAAACCUGCGGCGGCUUCGACGCCCUNUGGUGAGUUGUAGGACAGAUAAUUCUCACCUCACGCUUGUAGUAGAGAACACGGAUGAGCUACAGAAGGGAGUGGGGGGUAUCUCGCCAAUGUUGCUGAUGGGGAGCGCGCGCGACAGCGAGAGAGGAAGAGAUAGUAACAGAGAAACAGAGAACUUAGGGUACACUACGCGCCAAAAGUAUUGAGCCUUGGUUCCU
Ectocarpus sp. CCAP 1310/34 is the source of this 1731-nucleotide messenger RNA. NCBI's taxonomy places the organism in Eukaryota, Phaeophyceae, Ectocarpales, Ectocarpaceae. The record is from the annotation of a GenBank genome assembly.